Messenger RNA from Oldenlandia corymbosa var. corymbosa, 1287 nucleotides. The record is from the annotation of a GenBank genome assembly. NCBI's taxonomy places the organism in Eukaryota, Viridiplantae, Streptophyta, Magnoliopsida, Gentianales, Rubiaceae.
UAUACUAUUAUUAUUUUUAUCAUAUAUAUUUAGAUAUAUAAUAAAAACAUAUGGAGGCAAAUUCACUUCCUUUUGCAAAAAUAAUCUGAAUUAUACAGGGUUAUAAUCUCGUUAUCAGCCAUGAGGGUACGUCUUGGGAACCGCGAAAUUUCUUCCGAUGAUUCACUUUGGAGCGCAUAUUUCCGGGAACUUUACCAUGGCGGCGGCGAUGAUGAUGUUGAUGUUGAUGUUGAUGAAGUUAAUAGCAGUCAACGCUCUGACUUCGACCCGUACGAGGUAAAGGAUCAACAAACCCUCAACAAUGAUUAUGACGAUCAUCAUGAUGAUGAUAGUAUUUCCCGAUCUGGGACAAAUAUUUCUAACAUUCAUGAUGGUUAUGAUGACGACCGUGAUGGUGUUCAUGAUGAAACCCUAGUUACCAAAGUCGAUGUGAUUGCUGGUGUUGCAGUUAUUUUGAUUGCUUGUUUCGUUGGAAUUUUGGGACACAAAAUGUAUGAUUAUACGAACCCAAUUGUUACCCCUGAAUUCAAAGUUGAGAUGGCAUCCAUCUAUGCGAUGCAAAUCAAUGCUCAUUAUUUGGGUUUAUGGAAUGUUACGCUCUCUUACGACGUUACUGCCGGAUGGAACGUUAAUUUUGCCGUCAGAAACCCUUCCGAGGAGUAUCUUUUGUCUUACGGUGACCUGGUUGCCAAUGUUUAUUUCUGGUCGGUUAGUCAUCCUUUAUGGGUUGCUAGGGUUUCGGGUUUUGACCAGGCUGAAAACACUACAGAGUUUGUGCAUCUCAAUUUCGCCAGAAAUAAUGUCCUUUUGGAAGAUAUCGCGGCGUAUCGGAUGGCCCGGGAUGUUAGUUUUGGCAAGUCUUCUGAUUUCUACGUGCAGUUACUAGGGAAUGUAACACAAAAGUCGUCAACAAGGGAUGGAGGAAAGAAGCUACCUUUGGAUGUUAAGUGCUAUUUAGAUGUGGAGUUUUUGUGCAAGGAGGGUAAUUUUAUGGCUUUGGCAACACCAACAAUGUGCAAGACAUCUUCACCAAAAAAGUAAUGGUUAGAGUACUCAAGCCAUUGAUGGUUUUUGCUUUUUAAUCCCCUUUUCCUUGUUCUUCCUGUGUUUUUUUUUUUUUUCUCUAUUCAAUUUUAUUUAGACCUCUAUGAAAACUUUUAAGUUUAGAAGAUUAUGUAGUUUAUCAUAGUACUUAUGCAACUUUUUUCUGGUCUAUUUUCUCAUGCUAGUCCAAAACAGGAUGCCAAGUAGUAGAUAAAAGGAUACUAGGGUAUCUUGUUGGUUCAA